Messenger RNA from Drosophila ficusphila, 1626 nucleotides. It is a transcript of the gene Fuca, whose product is annotated as putative alpha-L-fucosidase. The record is from RefSeq and is a predicted model, not a curated record. Gene Ontology annotation, biological process: fucose metabolic process; glycoside catabolic process. Gene Ontology annotation, molecular function: alpha-L-fucosidase activity. Lineage: Eukaryota; Metazoa; Arthropoda; Insecta; Diptera; Drosophilidae. Bases 88 to 1566 code for a protein of 492 amino acids. Gene Ontology annotation, cellular component: lysosome. The transcript is spliced from 6 exons.
UCUCAUUUCAGUUGUGUUUGGAUAACGAAGCGAGCCAGUCGCAUCAUCAGAGUGAGCUGGAAAUCAGAUCGCCGGCUAAUUGAGGAAAUGGCAAUCUCCGCUUGGACGCUUCUGGUGGCUCUUAUAGCUUGGCGAUCGGGAGCGGAGGUUGGGGCCCAGGUGCCAGGCCCUCGAACGAGAUACCAGCCCAAUUGGGCCAGUUUGGACCAGAGGCCACUGCCCAAAUGGUACGAUGAGGCCAAGGUGGGCAUCUUUCUCCACUACGGCGUCUACUCGGUGCCCAGUUUUGGCUCCGAGUGGUUCUGGACCAACUGGAAAAGUCUCCGUAAUCCCGACUACAUCCGAUUCAUGCAACGCAAUUACAAGCCCGACUUCACUUAUCAGGAAUUCGCGGACCAAUUUACUGCGGAGCUGUUCAAUGCCACUCAGUGGGCGUUACUUUUCCGAGAUAGCGGAGCAAGAUACGUAGUGCUGACCAGCAAACAUCACGAUGGAUUCACGCUGUGGCCAUCGAAGAGCAGCUUCGGUUGGAAUUCAGUGGAUGUGGGACCGAAGCGGGAUAUAAUCAAGGAACUAGCUGCCGCGGUUCGCAAAGAGUCCGAUCUGAAAUUCGGUUUAUACUAUUCACUUUUCGAGUGGUUCAACCCCCUGUGGACCGACGACAAGUUGCACCUGCUGAUGCAGCAGCACUUUGUGGAGCGAAAGGUGCGACCGGAGCAAAUGGAGCUGGUGGAGCAGUAUUUGCCGGAGAUCAUUUGGUCCGAUGGCGAUUGGGAGGCUCCGGCGAAGUAUUGGCGAUCCGAGGAGUUCAUCGCCUGGCUUUACAACGAUAGUCCAGUGAGGGAUACCGUGGUGACCAAUGAUCGUUGGGGCUUCGGCACCGCCUGUUUGCAUGGCGAUUUCUAUAACUGCGCGGAUCGCUUCAAUCCGGGAGUCUUGCAGGCUCACAAGUGGGAAAAUGCCUUCACUUUGGAUCGCAAAAGCUGGGGUCAACGAUUCGAUGUCAGUUUGGCCGAUUUUAUGACCUCCAAAGAGGUGAUUAAAGAGAUCGUCACAACUGUCAGUUGCAAUGGCAAUGUUUUGAUAAAUGUGGGACCCACCAAAUAUGGCACCAUUUUACCAAUAUUCGAGGAACGUUUGAGGGAUAUGGGUCAUUGGUUGAAAAUCAAUGGGGAAGGUAUCUACGCAAGUGUCCCCUGGAUUUAUCAGAACGAUACCAUUACUCCAAAUGUUUGGUACACGCGACGACAGGAGGUUUCCAAUGGCAUCAUUACCGUAUACGCAUUCGUACUGGAUUAUCCUUAUGACACCAAUGAGCUGGAUAUCUAUCCACUCGGCAGGGAAAUCAAUGUAUUCCGGAAUGUCAUGUUGACAGGAAUCGAUUUGGGAACCGAUGUGGAGAUCAUAAAUGAGCAAAGCACUGAAGUCCUUAUGUUGGGCAUGGAGGACACCAAAAUUAAGUGGACUUCGGAUCACAACAAACUGCAUAUUCAGUUUCCCCCGAAACACCACAUCGAUAAGCGAGGACUAGACUUUGCCUGGACUUUUAAAAUAACUAUAAAAUAGAUUACUUUAUGAACAAAUAUGCAAUAUUAUAAAUUACCAUAAUAAAUAAGAAUAAUUGUU